AUGGGGCCGGAGUUCAUGGAGCUCUUUUUUCUCAUAGAAGGUGGCGUUCCAACAUCAAUCACCUUCGGCGUCCCAAAGUCUCCUCCCGGCGCUCAUAUGCGCACACAGCGCUCUGCACCCCACGUCCAUCUCGAUGUCCGAACUACGAGGCUGUGUCCGGAUGGCAACACGGAAGAAAAUAAGGUGACCUCUCCACCUCACGUCCCUCCAAGUCCCUCCCUUGCACACAUGCGCACACACAAACAGAAGACAGACGGAAAUCUUCAUGCUGCAGCUAGGUCGAGGGUGGGGGAGGACGGAAAAAGUGAUGCACGCAGGUGCGGUGCUGAAACAGCAGGAACCCCUCCCCUCCGCUUAAUGUACACGGGUCUGCUGACUAGCCCCCACUGCGGGGGGCGUCACUUUACCAUCUCGAGGGCGCACGUGUGCCUCCUCUUUGGAAUAACUUCUCCGGGCCUCAGUCUCUCUCUAUCUCUACCAUUGCUUCUGCUUGUCUCCACCGCCACCGCCCCCAGCAGCCAUUGUCCCCCAUAUAUGUGCACAUGCACGAACACGCGCAAAACGCUACAGUUGGCAGUUGACAGCGCCUUUACCAUAGGGAGUCGAUUGUUCUAUCCACAGCAGAUCGAUGUGUCCACACAAAAGCCUGGUAGUGGUAGUGGCAGUAGUCCCAGAGGCAGCAACAACAGUGGCAGCAGCGCUAGCAGCAGCAGCACCAACGGCAUCGGCAGUGGUAGUAGCAACAGCAUGCAGACACACAGGCGAUUCCCCUCUUAA
Messenger RNA from Echinococcus granulosus, 777 nucleotides. RefSeq lists its product as hypothetical. The record is from RefSeq and is a predicted model, not a curated record. The transcript has 5 exons. The coding region runs from base 1 to 777 and encodes 258 amino acids. Lineage: Eukaryota; Metazoa; Platyhelminthes; Cestoda; Cyclophyllidea; Taeniidae.